AUAAAAAAAUUACUACGUAAAGACAGACAUUGAACGCGUCUUUUUUCACUCACAAAUAUAAAGACACCCUCGGUAUCAAAGUUUGACAGUUGUGACUUGAUAAUAAACCACGUGAAUAUAAAAAAAUUUUGUUUGUAAAAGUGAAAUAAUAUUUAAUAAAUAUAUGAGGGAGUAGCCCGGGCUUGUAUAUACAAUGGUUUGAACAUUGAGAUCGAAUCGAGGUGAUUUUCUUUCUCUCUCUCUCUCUAUCUCCAUCUUUCUCUCUCAGUCGUUCUAUCUCUUACUCUGUUUUACACGACAAAAGUAAGAUAAAGAUAAACAUAAAUGACAGAAGUAAGAGCAAGUGAGAAAAAUAUCUUGUUGGUAAUACCCAGCUAGCAUUAACUUGUGGGUUGUGUAGUAGAGUAGCAAGCAGUUUAAAGCACAAGUGAAUUGUGUGUGAUUUCUUUGGCAUCAUUCGUAUCAUCGCCCUCGACAUAGUAUAGUGCAGAGAGAGAGUGCAUUAAUAAUUUUAUAUAUCUACAUACAUACAUAUAAAUAUAAAUAUAUGAAUGUGCUGUUAGUGUUUGUGCCGUGUUUUUAUACCGAAUUGUCUGCGUUGAGUCUGAUCAAGCUGUGCCAAUUGUAAAAGUGUUAUUAUUUUUUUUUUAAAUUUUACUUUGGUUUUGAGUUUGAAUUUGACAGUUUAAUUAUUAUUAUUAUUAAUAUAUUAUUAGUUUUUAACCGUUUAUUUAUUAUGCUAUUGUGAUAAGCCAACGAGUUGUGAAAUAACAACACUGGUAGGUUGGCGUCAUGAGCAGCAGAUGACUGUUCAUUAGCCGAGCCAUUGCUCGUACAACUUUAAUAUGAGCGAAGUCGUAGCCGUGACAGUGGUGCCGAAUGGUGGACAAAAUCGUCAGGAAUGUGUGACACACAUCAAACGUCACAAAUCAUCAUCCGGCUGCAAUGUUCCUCUUGUCCAUGGCAGGCCAAACCCACCAAUCAACGUACGCAACAGACUGACCACUCAUCAACGAAACCAUAGCUUGGACUUUAGGUCGAUGGGUAUCCUACUUCCUCCGGUACCGCAAGCAACUGUUACAACACUUACGCUGCAUCACAGAAAUCGAAGUCUUGAUUCAGCGUUGCAACGUAUCCCAGAAGUUGAUGUUACACCAAGUCCAGAAUGUGAAACAGCACCAGAUUCAGCGAUUAAAGUAUCAACGCAAUCAUCAAUUAUUAAAUCACGUAGUCGCGAGCGUGAAGAUCUAGCAAGUCUUGGUUCUGAUGAUUCGGGUAUACUGUGCGGGUCGGAUAGUGGUUCCAGUGAUGCUGCAAAUGCAACAACUCGAGAGUCUAGUGUCGAUCAUUUACAUAGCCGUGAAAGCUUAGACUCAUCGUUAUCGCAGGCCGGUGACAUGGAUUGUGUUGAUGCUGUUGACGGUGAUGAACCUGUCUCAGUGUCACUGGACGUUAUGGAAUCCCAAUCAAAGGAGACUCAGUGCAUUCAUCUACCGGAAACAUGUAUUGAUAGUGUGGAACAGCAACAACAACCGCAUCUAAAUAAACACAUUGUUGCUAAUGAAAAGCAAACGUUAGUGAAUGGUGACCGAACUUCGACUCGACAACUUGAGAAGAUUAAUGUAAACGGUGAUUACACCAAUGAAUUACGGGAUGAACAACCGAGCUGCGGUAAUAAUGGUUAUCAUAAUACACUUGAAGUUGCGAUGCAAAGUGAAUUGGCUGGUGCUGCGAUGACUUUGUGUUGUGGUGCUACACAGCCAGAUGAUGAUACCUCGAAAAAACCAUUAGAGAUACGACGACAAGAAACAGCACAACCAAAACCUACUGAGAGUUGUCUCCUCAGGUUAUUUGAAAGCCAAAUUUUUGAUAUGUCCAUGGCUAUUUCUUAUCUCUUUAAUUCUAAAGAGCCGGGUGUGCAGAGUUAUCUCGGCAACAAGUUAUUUAGCUUCCCAGAUAACGAUGUGGAUUUUUAUUUACCCCAAUUGAUCUUGAUGUACAUACAAUUGCACGACGUCACGGAGGUUCUUUAUCCAUAUCUCGUUCAUAGAUGUAGGCAAGCCGCAGACUUCUCAUUAAAGUGCGCUUGGCUGUUGGAUGCAUACAGCUCAGACGCUCAUUUACCAUCUAAAAAAAAGUCUCACGGGACCAAGCUCAAAAAUCUUAUUUUAUCUGACGAAUUGAGAAAAAACAGGCCAAAGGGAAAUGAAAUAACGAGGAAGCAGAAAUUUAGCGGAAUACAAGUACCCGCACCGCCACCCUUGCCUACCGCUCAAAUGGUGGCAUCGCCCAAUAAAAAAACCCACCAAAGAUCACAGUCCGAUGCCACGGGUCUUUUUCAAUCGUUACGUCGAAGCCAUUCCGGUGUAGUAAAUAAAGUAAGCCUUGGGGACCUGAGUUCCGGUCGAGCAUUCGACAACGGAUGUACCUGUUUUGAUUCCUGCCAAGGUGUGGUUAAUGACUUACGAGGCCAGAAGACUGAUUGCUUCUGUAAUGCCCCCCGGCUCGCUCCAGAGCUUGAGUUCAUUCAGGCACUGAUAUCAAUUGGGAAAUUGCUUGGAACUAUUCCUACAAAGGAGAGUAAAACUGUUCAAUUAGUUGCUGAGUUAAAUACACUCAAUUUGAAUUUACCAGCAAGAGUGUGGCUUCCGUUACACAGUACAAUUCCACAUCAUAUCGUAAGAGUACCACCGCAAUAUGCUGCAGUCCUCAAUAGUAAAGAUAAGGCUCCGUAUAUUAUUUACCUUGAAGUACUCGAAGUGGAGGAUCUUUAUACUUCACCAGUUCCUACUAAAGUAAUGGGAAGUUCAUUAAGACAUACUAAGUCAGAAGAAAAUUUAACUGGUAACGAGCAAUCUUCAGACUCAACAAAUGGCUCAAAUGCAGCAGCUCAACAACAGUCGAUACGACAAACUCCAAACAAAAGUAUUGUUAGCAAAAGUGGAGAUAUUGCAUUUAAUUAUCUUGAUGAUGACCCUGCGGAUUGUUGGAGUCAAGAGGAUGAUGAAAUAACACAACAGUAUUUACAACUUCGUAAGCCUCGAGAUAGAGAUACGAUAUCACAAUUGAGUCAAGACAGUUCAGAUAGCCGUGAACCGGUAUUUGUGCCUGGUGAUAUUAAACGAAGAUUAAGUGAACUUGCUGCGACCCCUAGUGCGACAUUUAAUCAUGAUCCAGAAGAUCCAUCAGCAGCGGUACUAAAAGAACCUUGGGAAUUAAAACAACGUCGUAUAAGAACGUCUAGUCCUUAUGGUCACUUGGCGUCAUGGCGAUUAUUAGCUGUUAUUGUUAAAUGUGGCGAUGAUUUACGUCAAGAAUUACUUGCAUCACAAUUAUUAUCAAUGUUGCAAAAAAUAUGGCAAGAUGAAGGUUUACCGCUGUGGGUUAGACCUUACAAAAUUUUAUGUUUGUCUAAUGACAGUGGACUGAUUGAACCAAUAUUAAAUACCGUAUCACUACAUCAAAUAAAAAAACACUGUCAAUUAACGUUAUUACAAUAUUUUGAGCGUGAAUUUGGUCCUACUGAUUCUGAAGAAUUUGUUGAAGCUCAAAAUAAUUUCGUCCAAAGUUGUGCGGCUUAUUGUCUUGUUAGUUAUCUUAUUCAGGUUAAGGAUCGACAUAAUGGCAAUAUAUUAUUACAUAGUGAUGGACAUAUUAUUCAUAUUGACUUUGGUUUCAUAUUAUCAACAUCACCAAGAAAUUUAGGAUUUGAAACUAGUCCAUUUAAAUUAACACCCGAAUUUGUUGAAGUUAUGGGCGGUAGUCAAUCUAAAAUGUUUCAACAUUUUAAAAGUCUUAUAUUACAAGGACUCGUCGCAGCACGUAAACACAUGGAGAAGGUCGUAAACCUUGUGGAAAUAAUGCUCUCAGGCUCACAACUUCCUUGCUUUCGCACUGGUGGUGCAGCAACCGUUCAAGGACUAAAAAAUCGAUUUCACUUAACAUUAACAGAGGAUCAAUUACGACAACACGUCGAGGACCUCGUCGAGGGCAGCAUUCAUUCGUGGUCAACCAAAUUAUACGAUCGAUAUCAGUACUUUGCCAACGGCACAUUAUAAUUAUUGUCGGUAAAAUUAUUGUAUUUAUUUUAAAUUUUGCUUCCUGAAAUUGUUUUACAUUUUCUUCAUGAAAAAAAAAAUAUCAAUAUAAAUUUUACUGACUUUUUUAGUAUCGCUAAUUAAUAUAUUUUCGAUACACAAUUAAAAAUUGAAAAAAAAAAAGUACAGAUAAAGUUUUUCUGGCACAAGAAUGAAAAUGAAAUAAUUCAUUACAAAGCUUCCUUAUAUUUGUUUCAUUUUAAUUUAUAAUAAUUUCUAUUUGAAAAAAAUUUUUUAUUUUAUAAUGACAUGAUUUUAAUAUCAAUGCGUCAGAUAUUCAUUAAUAUUUAAUUUAUGAAAACGAUUAGAUAAUUUAAUCAGUAGAUUUUUAAGAUAUUAUUUAAAUAAACAAAUGUCAUUUUUUUACCGUUUUAAUUAACGAUUGUUAUUUUAUUUGAUUUUUUUUUUUUUUUUUAUAAAUAUAAUUUCAUUUCCAAAUGAUAAAUGUACAUGAGUAAAUAUCAUAAUUACGCUUCGGAUAACAAUUACAUGUUGACGUAUCAUCAUCGAUGCAGACUAAUAUGGUAAUUGACUGAAGAUUAAAACAAAAUAAUUAUAAAUUGCUAGAUGAUUUUUAGCUUAAAUUUAAAUAAAUUAAUAAAUAACUGAAUAAUUUGUCGAUGGUGCCUUAUUUGUAGGUAAUGAUACAGCCAAAUGAUGCUGGUUAUAAGCAUGAAUGUUGUAUCGUUGUAUCGAACACAUAUGAAUGUUGCAAGCAAUUAUUAAUCUGUAAACGCUGUAAAUAAAAGACUAUUGAUUAAA
Molecule: messenger RNA, 4859 nt
Organism: Microplitis mediator
Lineage: Eukaryota; Metazoa; Arthropoda; Insecta; Hymenoptera; Braconidae
Gene: fwd
Product: phosphatidylinositol 4-kinase beta
Exons: 11
Coding region: 846-4058 (1070 amino acids)
Biological process (GO): phosphatidylinositol-mediated signaling; phosphatidylinositol phosphate biosynthetic process
Cellular component (GO): cytoplasm; membrane
Molecular function (GO): 1-phosphatidylinositol 4-kinase activity
Source: RefSeq, a predicted model, not a curated record